Eleginops maclovinus (Patagonian blennie) is the source of this 465-nucleotide messenger RNA. RefSeq names its product fer3-like protein (gene ferd3l). Gene Ontology annotation, molecular function: RNA polymerase II transcription regulatory region sequence-specific DNA binding; DNA-binding transcription factor activity, RNA polymerase II-specific; protein dimerization activity. Bases 1 to 465 code for a protein of 154 amino acids. Gene Ontology annotation, biological process: regulation of transcription by RNA polymerase II; developmental process. NCBI's taxonomy places the organism in Eukaryota, Metazoa, Chordata, Actinopteri, Perciformes, Eleginopidae. The transcript is spliced from 2 exons. The record is from RefSeq and is a predicted model, not a curated record.
AUGUCUCGCUACUGCUGUUUGAGACUGAAUGUGGACAUGCAGGACUGUUUAGUAGACUCCACUUUAAUAGAUUUUGUCAAUGACAUGAACAUGACGGAGUUUCCGCAAAAGUUCGCAUUGGAGUCCAAACGGCAGGUGGAUGAUGACGCAUCCAGCCCGGACACACAGACGCGGCUGAGCGACUCACCCUGGAGCGACAUGGAGGACGACGUGCACUCACAGAGAUACUGCGGCGCUCACGGCCAUCACAGCAAGUCCAAACGGAGGCGGAUCAUCAACGUGGUCCAGCGGCAAGCGGCCAAUGUGCGGGAAAGAAAGCGGAUGUUUAGCCUGAAUGAGGCGUUUGAUGAAUUGAGGAGGAAAGUUCCCACAUUCGCCUACGAGAAGAGACUGUCCCGUAUAGACACACUCCGGCUGGCCAUCGUCUACAUCUCCUUCAUGACGGACCUACUGGAGAACACCUGA